Molecule: messenger RNA, 1479 nt
Organism: Carassius gibelio (silver crucian carp)
Lineage: Eukaryota; Metazoa; Chordata; Actinopteri; Cypriniformes; Cyprinidae
Gene: rnf32
Product: ring finger protein 32
Exons: 8
Coding region: 15-1079 (354 amino acids)
Molecular function (GO): protein binding
Source: RefSeq, a predicted model, not a curated record
UUCUGUGGACAGCGAUGCCGCGGGGAUUCGGCUGUAAAGCAGAGCGCGGGAGGCUGACUCUAGCAGCUGUAGCACUACAGGACCAUAUCACACGAAGCGUUCUUGUUCGAAAAAUUCCCCGUAACCUCCCCAUAUCAAACGCUUCAUGUGGGGCAGCACAUGUUAGUAGGAAGCACAGAAAUCACAACCGAAGGCAGAGCAUCAUAUGUCCUGAGCAGACACAAGGACAAGAGGAGAGAGAGUAUGUGCUGGAUCGGGGCCCUCCACCUCUGACUCUUGCCCAAAGGAUGGGUCUGGUGGCAGCUCCUUCAAGAAGACUAACAGCAGAGGAGUGGGCAGAGGUCAAAACCAGGUCCAUCCAGGAGGGAGACUCAACCCAGCCCUGUGUGAUAUGCAGGGAGGACUUUCAUCUCCAACCACAGGUGCUACUCUCCUGUUCUCAUGUAUUUCACAAAGUGUGUCUGAAGUCUUUUGAGAAGUUCUCAGGCAGGAAGAGCUGCCCAAUGUGCAGGACGGAGCAGUAUGAGACCAGGGUGAUUUACGAUGGUGCUCGUCUCUAUCGCGAAAAGUGUGCUGUCAGAAUACAGGCAUUCUGGCGUGGCUACCUUGUUCGCAAAUGGUACCGCAACAUAAAGAAGUAUGUGCCCCCGAAAGACCAACAAUUAAGACGAGUAUUCUUUGAAAAAAAGUUUCAGGAGAUGAACGACAGCUUGGUGCGGUCAUGCAGCACAGACGUGGAAGCCUUCCUGAGCGAUAUCGAUCGCUCUGUGGCCUCGAGCCACGACAUCUUGCGCCGCUUCGACGACAAGUACACCAGUGUUUCUGAAAUGGAGGAUAAGGACUGGCUGGAAGCUCAAGAGAAGGCUGUCCAGCGUGGCGUUCAGGACUGCCCCAUUUGCCUGAAUCCCUUGGGCUCACAAAAUGGCUCAUCUAAGGAAGACAGGAAUGUCCUGUUAUUGUCCUGUUCCCAUCUCUUCCACGAACCCUGUCUGCAAGCCUUUGAGCUUUUCUGCCAUGAGGUGAAGCCCACAUGCCCUCUCUGCCGGUCACACUAUUCUAAAAUGCUUGUUUCAAAUUAGAGCUCAGGAUAUUUAGUAGACUGUCUUGAUGUUCUAUUUCAUGAGACAAAUUAAACAUCUUCCACAUUGUGAUUCUACAUCAUCAAACAGUACAGUAAAAAUGGUCAAAAGUCACUUUAUUGUAAACUGAAAUGAAAUACAAAGUAAACUAAAGACAAUCUGAACAUUUUGCUUCACAAACAUAUGCAAUGAAACUCUACAAACACAAGAGAGAAAACAUUCUGAAAAUACAUUCACACAUGUAAAAGAAGCAACAGGAAAAAAUGGAAAUAGAAUUAAGCUUUCCCUUGGGAUCUGAAGAUUAGAAUUCAUGAACGAACGAGUUUAUUUGAUGUAGACGGGACACUUUCUAGUGAAACGCUGUCAACAGUUCAACAGACUAAUAAACUGAUAUACCACA